Molecule: messenger RNA, 7162 nt
Organism: Porites evermanni
Lineage: Eukaryota; Metazoa; Cnidaria; Anthozoa; Scleractinia; Poritidae
Source: the annotation of a GenBank genome assembly
UUCCCAGGGAAACUGCAAACGAUUUUGGACUUUACACCAUACACAACACACAAUCCAUACACGUCUACCAAAGCUCAAAUGGCGGAGGGGGUCGCCACCGACUCAAACCUUCCUCUGUUUUCUGCCGAGGAAGUACAGCAGCACAAUACAGAAAAGGAUGCUUGGAUAAUACAUCGUGGAAAGGUCUACGAUGUUAGCGAAUUUCUUGAACGCCAUCCAGGCGGGAAAGAUAUUUUACUUGCUUACGCGGGCCAGGAUGUGACGGUGUUGAUGAUACAAGAGGAACUUCAUAAACACACGACUUUUGCUUAUGGUUGGCUUGGAAAAUAUCUUAUUGGCCGUUUAAAAGACGAUGUAAGUAUAGCUUUGAAACUUUUCGGCGCAAUUUCUGAAUUUGCUAGAAGCAAAGAGCUCGCACCGAAGCGUAGCCUGUUUUAAUACCAAGAUCUGUUAUGUAAAAUGCAAAAGACAUCUCGAUCAUUUGUUAGUUUAGUUUGUGGAAGUUUCAGUGACGGGUGAGUUUUGCUCUUGGUGAAAUAAUAAUUGGUGAAGAAGUGCGUUUGGUAUAGUUUUUUUUAUAGUGUAAAAACGCAUCCAAUAAUCUAAUAAAGAAACAUAAAAGAAGAAGUCAAGAUGAUGCUUGCAUAAUAUUUUUGUGACCCGAGCAGUUAACUCGAGUGUAAAAAUAUUCUCCGUUUAACAAAUUUACUCAACAUUUGAAUAUUUUAACGUUAGCAGAAAUCCUAACAGAAAAAAAGAAGUUUGUGAUAGUCUCAACCGUACCGAAAAUUGCUGAUGUUGUUUUCUUGAUGUUUUUGAAAUAAUUUCCAGGGGAUUAACAACGUCCGCACGUCAUGCCCAGAUAAAUUCAUUAUGAUUCAUAAUCGGCCACCAUUUAACUAUUUGCAUUCUCUAUUAUUCUCUCUGGGUUUAUUCACUUGUUUUUGCAUGUAUUAAAGAGACUGCUUUUUUGUGUGUGUAAAAGAAAAUAAUAAAACCGCAUAUUGUUACUAAAUAAUCACAUGUUUGCUUUCACGUGAGGUAAGAUAACACUAAAAAUAAGGGUUUUUCACUUUUCUGCGAGGAAAGAAAUGCGUUGUAAUAAUUAACAAAGUAAUUUCCAUUUUCAGUGAAUUACAACUGAAGCAUGAAGACAAUUAUAGUCCAUCUUUUUAUGCAUGUAAACUCCGUAAGCAGAAGCUUUGCAAAAAAGUGGCUUUUUGGGUGGUCCCCCCCUAAAUAGAACUAUAGCUCAGGGGCAAAUACUUGAAUUGUCUUAUGUGGAUGUUUUUGAAUUCCUAAAAAACUAGACUUUUUGUGAAACUGUAUCAAUUAAAACCUGGAGCAUUGAACAUGUUGUUUCUUUGAAUCUGUCAUCUAUUUGAGGUCGCUAUUUUCGAAGAGAGAUUUUUAUUUCUUUUGUUGGCAGCCAAUUUAUCUGUAAGUUGAUUAAACCAUGAAAUCAAUAGUCUUGAAGGGGCUCUUUGCAACCUCCUAUUUAAAUAGACCCAGCAAUUAAUCAAGAAAAUGCUUAAGAUCAACCUCUAUGUAUCCUUGGAGAUCCAGGGGCAGAUAGUGGGUCAAGGGAAAGUCUUAUUGGGCAGAUCUGGCCUUGGGUCUACGAGGAUAACCUCUAUGUUAUGGUUUUUUUUUUCACAUGAAUCAUACAUUGCCACUGUAUAGACAGAAAUAAUCCCUUAGCACUGCAAGCAAUUUUUUUUAUGUAAAGAAUUUUUUGUUUGACAUUUGUUUUAAGAGGACUAUAUGCAGCAUAUUAAUAGGGAAUUUAAGAUAGUUCACUACGGUAGGCUGGGGCGGUUGGAUGUGUAUACGUGCGGCUUGGGGCCAUGACUGUAAGAAGGCAUGAAAAUUUUCAAUUUAAGAAUGGACAGCAAAACAGAGGAUGGUAAAGUCAUUCGCAAAACUCGCUUGAAAUUUCUUUCACAGAAGGCUCAAUUACUGAAGAAGAGUUUCUUAUUUUAUAUGAAGAAUACCAAUCAGAAGAAUAAGGGUACAAAUUAAAGCUAGCUAGUUUUCAAAACUAGUCGAUGUUUUUAUUUGAAUUUUCCUUUCCUAAGCCAACACCUUUUGAGUUAAACAAAUCUUUUCUUGAUAAAAAGUUAAAAAAAAGACAGCUACAAUCAUCACUGUUAGGCCCAGUUCAAAUUUCAAACUUCUCAUGUGCCAAAACUAAUGCACAAAUUACUAAAAUUUAUUUCACUUGUUUAGAGCAUGCUAGACCGUUGAACGUACAUCGUGAAAAUGAAUUGAGUUUGACUAAUUAAGUUCCACGCCUGAAUCAAUCUUGAACUUAUGUCAUUUGGGUCAACCUAAAUAAGUAUUAAGUUCAGUACAUGAAAAGAUCAACAUUUGAACUGGGCGUUACCUUUCUUUUCGGCAACUUUUCUCUGUCAUGACGGACAACACUAGGUAGAAAACAAGCAGUUGUGAUGUGGCUGUGAGCUAAGUUAAUGAAUGAAUGAACUCAGAAGUCUUCACUAUUUUUUUUUUCAUUUCACCAGUAGGGAAAUCAAUGUAAACACAACCCAACACACAUUUAACCCAUUGGCUACUUAUUUUUAGAAGAAAACUGACAAUAAGUAUGCAUGAAUUCUUAUCGGUUUCACCAUUGUCUUCACAACGAGAAAGCUGGUGAAAACAUACUGUCCCAGAAGGACGACAGUAAAAGGUCAUGCGUAUUUUGCGUGAUGUAACAUCUAUCCAACCGUCCCAGGUGACCGUAGUGACCUAUCUUAAAGUAGCACUGCAGAGUGGCAAAACUUGGGAAGAACUUGAGAAUUGUGUAUCAUAAUAAUGACAAUGAUGAAAACUAUAGUCAGUUAAAUCCUUAGCAUUUUAAAGACCUAUAGUCAUAAGCAGUUGUGAAGAAAAACCUGCAAAUUACAUAUUGGAUAGUACUGCAAAUGGAUGACGUUUUUAUUCUGAGAUAAAGGUCAACUGAUAUACACUGGUUUGUGUAGACAUUUUCUUGUUUUGAUGCUUUAUUUUUACAUAAUUACAGGAAUUAGGUGAUGAAUUUGACUCCACCACACGAGAAAACCUUCCAAUGGAUGGAUGGCGAGAGGUAUAGAAAAAAACUAGGAUUAUUGUUGUGCUACCGCAGUGCCUGGCUGUCAUUAAGGGCUGGGGUUAGGAAAAUAAAGGAAAAUAAAAAUAAAACCCAGAAGAACUUGGUAGGUGUUUCAUGCCCCCUACCAAUUUCAGCAACUUGAAAUCUUAGUGGCAGCCCUGCCAACAGGAAACUGUAAAUACCUAAGUGACCACAAACAAAAAAAUGCAAACCACCAACAAUGUCCAUUGCAUCUUGUUACGAAUAAUGGUAUCUUUGGAUCCUAGACUACAGGGCCGGGUUGGUCGAAGCUGGGUUAAGAUAACCCUGGGUUAGUGCGAAAUUUGAACUCAGAUGUGAGAGAUUAAAAAGCAAAUUCAGUUUAAUUCUCUGCCUACAAUUUGAUAAUUGGAUACUCUAAAAAGAAUAGAGAAAAUUAUCCGAGAAAGUGCUUUUGAUAAAAAGAUAAAGAAACCUGUGUUAAAAUUUAACCGCAGGUUAGCGCUAACCGGCGUUCGAACAACUGGGCCCAGGUGUUUUCCUUGUGACUUUUAUUAUAACAUAUCCAAUGUAAUUCUCAUGUUCAUGAAUUUUGAGGCCUGAAGUUUAAACAUCUCUGCUCAUAAUAAGUCGAACAUUGCCUGACGGUAAAAUUAGCAGUAACUGGUAAUUCAUUUUUAUGUUGUAGGUUUGAUAAAUUUGCACUCACUAGCCAAUUUACCAAGUGAAUGAAUCAAUAUUAAUGUUCCAAAGUAAAUAAUAUUUUGAACGGCUAAUCAAUAGAAACCAAAGUAAAAAUAUAUAUAUCAUGUGUUUCAAAGAAUGAAAAUAUCGAAGAACAACUUACUUUUGGACUUGAUAAUGACUCAUUUUUCCACAUGUAAUUCUGACUUAAUUUCAAUUUUAUCUUAGCUCGUAAAAGCCAAGAAGGUGAUAGUAGCAAAUCUUUAUUUAUAACGUGUAUUUACUUCUAAUUCUAGGAUCUUGUUGAUUGGAACAAAGCUAUCCUACCUCAAGUUGGAAAGCUUGGCCCAAACUACCUAAACUGGGUUCAUUCACCAGUUGAUCGACCCUUAAGGCUCUUCGAGUCUGACUUUGUAGAAUUCUUCUCCACAACGCCCUGGUAUGUUGUGCCAAUUAUCUGGAUACCAACAAUGUUAUAUAUGUGCUACCUGUCCAUUCAAGAUUUGACUGCUGGGGAUGGAGUUCAGAACAUUGAUCCGUAUUUUGUGGAUUCCAAGACUAAGGUUGCAUCAGUUUUUUCUGCUCUGUUUCUGUGUGGAUUGUUGUUGUGGUCAUUUAUUGAAUACUGCUUGCAUCGCUUCUUGUUUCACCUCAUCAAUCACGUUCCUGCUGAUGAUCCAUUUUGGAUAACCAUUCACUUCUUUCUUCAUGGACAACACCACAAGGUAAGGGUUUGUUUUUUUCCCAGUAGUUUUUGUUGGUUUUUGUUCAAGGACAAGGUGGGUUUGGAAUUUUAAGGACAGUCUAAGGUGACAAUGUGUGUAGUGACUUCACAACAAUUCACAGAACUCUUUAAGUCAAUCUGAUCCUAAUAGUCCUUUUAUUCAUGACCUCAUUCUGUCAUGGCAGGAAACUCAGAUACAGUUAAGACUACAAGUUGUCCUUCAUAUCCUCAGGGAAUGAGGGAAAAUUGCCACUUGUGAGGAAGGUGCAUGACACACAGAGAGAGAGAGAGAGAGAGAGAGGAAAUCUGUAGUCCCCCAUUUUCUUUCCUUCUUUCUCAUCUUGCCUCUCCUCACAUGUGGCAGUUUCCACACGUGCUUGCAAAUUUCGCUUACGAAGUUCAACUAUCUCUAAAGAGAGUAAGUAAAAUGAGAAACUACUCACUAUUCUAAGUACUGUUGGACCACUUAAUUUUUCUGGCAGUUAUUUGAGGGACAUGCCAUGGCCAUUAGAGAGCUUUAGAUUUGAGGACAAGGAUGACUACGAGUAAAAGAUUUAACUUAAAUUAAGUUUUUUCGCAUAUUGUGGAAAAAAAAUGUCAACCCAGAAAGUUUCAUUGUACUCUUUUUGCCCCGGAAAAUUAGUGCGGUUAUUAUUAUUGAGAAGCUUUGGCCCUUUUCCAGUUGCAAAAUGAUUAAAAAAUUCUAAAAUUUGAUAACUUGUUACUGCCACUACGACAUUCUCACUAAAACUCGUAGUAGAAUGACAAUGGCCAACACGUUUUCUCCCAAAAUGACGUUGGUUCAUCCAAGAGCACCAAAUACUGAGAAAAUCUCAUACUCGUAGUUGUCCUUGUCUCAGAAUCUAAAGCUCUGGAAGUCCUAAGAGUGACAAAACAUCGAAAUAUUUUCUCUUUUAACAAUAUCUGUUUCAAUAUGUAAUCAAGAGAAAUGGUUAUGAGAGUUUUAAGAGUUCUGUCAUAUUAUUGUUAUAUUCUCUCAACUAAUUAUCUAAGGAAAUGUAUGGAGACAAGUCUAGAGAAUGUAUAUGUGAAUAUUUGGGGCUUGCAGAAGGGUUAACUACUUAUUAACUUUUGUCAGAACCAACCAACGAGACCAGUCCAAUUCCAAAGAGAAUUCCACUUUUAGUCAGGAAUGUCAAACAGAUUGGUCUAUUCCUGAAUAGUAUCCUGAGUAGAGUAAGUUUUUAUCAAAAAUGUCGAAAAGAGCCUAUUUCAUUUACAAAAUGACUGGUCUGUUUAGCCACUGAUUUUUGGUAAACACCCUAAGGUGUGAAAUUAGCUAACAAGGCAGCUGACAUCUACUAAGUUUUAUAAUCAGUGGAGAACAAUAUAAUUUAGGUAAAAUUUGUUGCCGUAGAGAGGUCAAAACAGUUAGUCAUUCACUGUCUUAUAUAUUGUUGUUAGGUGCCAUUUGAUAGUGGACGGCUGGUCUUUCCUCCUGUAGCAGCCGGGGUAUUGGCCAGCAUGUUCUACUACCUGUUCAUUACAUGUCUGCCACCGGCCAUUGCCAAGAGCAUCUUUGCAGGAGGUUUACUGGGUUAUAUCAUGUACGAUAUGAUGCAUUAUUAUCUUCACCAUGGCUCUCCAACUCCAGGAAGUUACCUACACCAGCUUAAAAAAUACCAUGUUUCUCACCAUUUUGAAGACCAACAGAAAGGUACUUUAACAGUUAGCUUUCCACAUAGCUGAAUGUCAAGAACUUUAAUGCUCCUAGGAAAUAGUAUGAGUGAAUUCAUUUUGAUGGCAGGGUUCGAGGAUGCAAAUAGAGAGACCUCAGAGUGGUCACAACAAGGAUUAUUGAUUUCAUUGUUUGCUUCUUUACAAGCUUUUUUUAUCAAUAUAAUUCAUUAUAAGAAGGAGCUUAUUGGUACUGAGUAUAAUGUGUGGUUCCUGAAAACAUCCAUACUCUCAAUGUAAAGAGAACUUAAAAUUCUAGUGGAGUGGGUAGGUCAAAUGGGGGAAUGCUUCAGUCAUGUUAAUAAAAAAACUGAAAUUUGAUACAAUUUUGUGAGUUUCUCUACUCCCAAGAAUUUUUAUGAUGCCUUCCUCAAGCUCAAAAUCUGUGACCAUAGCUGGUUGGGCUAGUUAUUAUUUUUUAAAGCAAAACAGUAAGAACCCACAGGUAAGAACCUGCAUUUUCCAAAGUUAGCCUAAACAGGUUCUUACAUAAAUGGUAAUCAGCACAAAUUUUGGUUUUUUAGGUUCUUAAAGAGCUUUUAAUUAUUAUUUAUUUUUAUACAUUGAAGCUAAGAGUAUUUAGUUGUGUUCAGCCUAGUCUCCUUAUAUAACAUUUGCAUACCAGCCAAGUUAGUAGUUAUGACUUAUCUUAUUUGCCAAGGAGUACAGGUUUUUUUUAAUAGUUUUUAGAAAAUAAGAAUCUGUUUUAAGUUUUAGGCUAAAUGGGGUCUUGUAUAGAGGGUGCGUGACUGGCAAAUUUUAGCCUAAUAGGUUUUUAAAAACCAGGUUCUUUCUCGUGGGUUUUUGCUGUAGCCUUAAAAAACUCUUAGCAAAUUUUGUCAUUCCAUUAGAAUGUGUCUUCACUUGCUGUGGUAACAAUUGACUUUUAUUCACCAUUGUCUUUUUCCACAGGUUUUGGCAUUUCCAGCAAACUGUGGGAUUAUCCUUUUGGUACCUUCCCAGAAAAACUAGUUAAGGCGGCUUAG